Molecule: messenger RNA, 5200 nt
Organism: Clunio marinus
Lineage: Eukaryota; Metazoa; Arthropoda; Insecta; Diptera; Chironomidae
Source: the annotation of a GenBank genome assembly
UAUUCAUUAACUAAAUUUAUUAAUCGCUACGAUUAUCACAGCACAUUUAAUGCGUAAUUUCGUUCAAUCGACGUUGUCCUUCGUGUAUUUAUUGGAUAAUAUUGUAGGUUACAUUACUGGUGAUAUUCUCCAUUACUAAAAUUCAAAACAGUUCAAUUUCAUUUUAAAUAUUUUUUAACCGUUACGAUUAAAUAUAAUAUAAAUUAAAUUAAAUAUAAAUGAUCGCUUAAUUUUAAAAUAAGUUUUAUGAUAAAAUUGUUUUGGCAAUAGUUUUCAUACUCUUAUCGUUUUGAAUGAUUUUAUUGAACUUAAAUGUAAAACUUUCCAAUAAGAAAUCCAACUCUUGUUAUUGUGCAUAGAAAUGUCAACAAGACAAAUACUCAAACUAUACUCAAAUAUUUUUUUAAAGUUUGACAAGUAGUUCUAAUUGAAUUUGAUUUACUUUUAAGUUGUUUUCAUGAACAAAAUGUUUAAGAUAUUAUUCAAGUCAUUUGCAAAUCGACAUUAUCAUGUAUUUAUGCGAAAUCAGCCAAGGCUACUAGCUUCAGCUUCUUAUCGAAACUACUACGAUUCUAGAAGUGAGCAACCAAGAAACUUUAAUGCUACAAAAGUUGUAAUUGGAGCGUCUUUGGUCGGUACUGGAUUGUGGUGUUUUCAAGAUUUUUUUAAAACAGCCGAUUGUGCUCAGAAAAUUGAAUCAAAAAAACAUCACGAAACCGUGAGAAAAGAUUUACCGACAUAUUCAGCUAAUGAUGUUUCGAAACAUUCCGAUGAAAAGACAAGUGUAUGGGUGACAUAUGGAAUUGGAGUUUACGAUAUAACAAAAUUCAUUCCUGAACAUCCUGGUGCAAAGGAAAACAUCAUGUUGGGAGCUGGAGCUGCAAUAGAUCCAUUUUGGCAUACAUAUCAGUUCCACCAGCAACAAAACAUUCUUGAUCUUCUCGAGAAAUAUCGCAUCGGUAAUUUAAAAGCUGAGGAUCAACAAACAACUGACGACCAAGACAAUCCCUACGCUAAUGAACCAACACGAAGUCCACUUUUAGUUCCUAAAUCCCAAACGCCAUUUAAUGCCGAACCACCACUGUCACUUCUUGUUGAUAACUUCAUCACGCCAGUUGAAUUCUUCUAUGUUAGAAAUCAUCUCCCUGUACCUGAUAUCAAAGAAAGUGAAUACGAAUUAGAAGUUGAAAUCGAAGCAACUGGAAAAACAAAAACUUUCUCUUUAAAAGAUUUAAAGACGAAGUUUGCUAAAAGUGGAGUUGUUGCUGUUGUUAUGUGUGGAGGAAAUCGUCGCUCGGAAAUGAAUGCAGUUAAAGAGGUUCGUGGUUUAAAUUGGGGUGCAGCAGCCGUUGGAAAUGCUGUUUGGGAAGGUGUCAGACUUUCUGAUUUUCUUACUAAAUUAGGAGUCAAACCCAACGAGAGUUGUCAUGUUGUUCUCGAGGGUUACGAUGCUGAUCCAACAAACAAACCUUAUGGUGCUUCCAUUCCAUUAACUAAAGCAAUGGAUCCCCGUGGUGACGUCAUUCUUGCUUAUCAAAUGAAUGGCGAGAAUCUAACAAGAGAUCACGGGUAUCCACUUAGAGUGAUUGUGCCAGGUGUCGUUGGUGCUCGCAAUGUGAAAUGGUUGAAUAAAAUUACAAUAUCGAAAAACGAAUCAGACUCACAUUGGCAACAAAAUGAUUACAAAGCAUUCAGUCCAAGCACUGACUGGGAUAAUGUUGACUUUAAAACAGCACCAGCAAUACAGAACAUGCCAGUAACGUCAGCGAUUUGCUCUCCGAACCCGCUUGAAAAACAAGUGAAGAUUGUUGAUGGAUGUAUGGAGGUCAAAGGCUAUGCGUAUUCAGGUGGUGGCAAUAGAAUCAUUCGAGUCGACAUUACAGCGAAUCAAGGGAAGUCUUGGGUGACUGCUGACCUUCAGCAAUUAUCUGAUGGAGAGAAUGUUGGGCCUGGUCGUCAUUAUGCGUGGACGCUUUGGACUGUCAAAGUUCCAAUUGAAAAAGGACAAAAAGUUAUUGAAAUUUGGUCGAAAGCUGUCGAUUCUAAUUACAAUUGUCAACCAGAGACUUUCAAAAACACUUGGAAUCUUCGUGGUGUUGUGUCAAAUGCAUACAAUCGACAACUCGAAUUACGUCCUGGCUCGAUGUAUCACAAAUUUUGGAGUUCCCCACCUCAGCCACUUUAUCUUGACAUUUAUCUCUUUAAUUGGACGAAUCCAUUGGAUUUUAACAACAAAUCAAUAAAACCUCACUUCGAUGAGAUUGGACCGUUCAGGUUCCAGGAGAUUCCACAGAAAGUUAACGUUACGUGGCAUGAUGCAAACUUCACUGUGAGCUACAGAAAGCAAAGCAGAUAUUUCUUUGUACCUGAACAAAGUAAAGGCAAACUCGACGAUGUUAUCACAUCAGUGAAUGUCAUUGCACUUUCAUCAGCAGCUCAAGCUCGUAGUUGGAAUAUUUUUAAAUUGAAAGGAGUUGAGAUGAGUUUAGCAUUUUAUGGACAGAAAUUGCACAUCACAAAGACAGCUAGUGAGUGGCUGUUUGAAGGAUAUGAAGAUCCAAUUAUUUCUGUAGCUAAAGACAUCGCCAGUGUACUUGGUGUCGGUGACAUUCCAUUUGAUCGUUUUGGAUGGUUCUACCAGCGUAACGAUUCAAGCUUAUUAACUGGUGAUUUUAACGUUGAUACUGGAAUGGAUGAUGUGAAGAAAGUUGACCAGCUUCGUAAAUGGAAUUAUGUAUCAAAGACGAGCUUCUUCAAUGGCGAAUGUGGGAAACUUUCGGGAUCAGCUGGAGAAUUCUUUCCACCAGGAAUGACAGAAGACAGGAUUGUAUCAAUUUUCUCACCAGAAAUGUGCCGAAGUGUCUUGUUAGAGUUUGAAGAAAAUCGGAAGAUUCACGGAGUGGAAACUUUGAAGUUUAGUGGCGGUGAUCGAACUGUUGAUAAUGGAACUUUGUAUCCUGAAAACGAAUGCUUCUGUAGCGGUGAUUGUGUUCCAUCAGGGUUGUUUAAUGUCUCAUCAUGCCGUUUUGGAACGCCAGUGUUUAUGUCAUUCCCUCAUUUCUACAAUGCUGAUCCAUUUUAUCACGAACAAGUCGAAGGCAUGAAACCAGACAAGGACAAACACCAGUUUCACAUCUCCUUUGAACCGAAAACUUCAUUUCCACUAGAAAUAGCAGCAAGAUUUCAAUUGAAUCUUCUCAUUACUCCAAUUCCACGCUUCAAUCUUUACAAAGAUGUCCCAACAAAGUUCAUGCCUGUGCUUUGGUUCGAACAACAUGUCAUCGCUUCACAGACGAUAACAAACAUCGUUAAACUCAUUUUAUUAUCACCAACAAUUGGUCAAAUAAUUGGAGUUUGCUUUGUUAUGAUUGAGAUUAAUGACUUAAAGACUGAUUCUUUUAAGACAUUGAAUAAACUGAAACGUUUACAAAUGAAACCUACAGAAAUGUCUCAAAAAUAUGGAGGAGUGAUACUAACAAUAAUCGGUGUAAUAACUGUGAUAUCAGGCGUUAUAUUAGUGCUUUUCUGGCCUGACAUUUUUGAUAAAAUUUUAUUCAAGCAAAUCGCACUUCAUCCAGGCUCAAAGAGUUACGGUUAUUGGAGUUCCCCACCACAGCCACUUUAUCUUGACAUUUAUCUCUUUAAUUGGACGAAUCCAAAAGACUUCACUAACAAAUCAAUUAAGCCUCACUUCGAUGAGAUUGGGCCGUUCAGGUUCCAGGAGAUUCCACAGAAAGUUAACGUUACGUGGCAUGAUGCAAACUUCACUGUAAGCUACAGAAAGCAAAGCAGAUAUUUCUUCGUGCCAGAAGAGAGUAAAGGCAAACUCGAUGAUGUCAUAACGUCAGUCAACAUCAUCGCACUUUCUGCAGCGACACGUGCUAAACAUUGGGGUUGGUUAAAGGCAAAAGGAGUCUCUAUGGGCUUUGCAGUUUAUGGACAGAAAGUUCAUGUAACAAAAAAUGCUAGUGAGUGGCUGUUUGAUGGUUACGAAGAUCCAAUGAUAGAUCUCGCUAAAGAAAAUCCACUAUUAGAUGCUGGGGAAAUUCCCUACGAUCGUUUCGGUUGGUUUUACAUGAGAAACGAUUCAUGUGAAUUGCUUGGGCAGUUUAAUGCUAAUACAGGUGUUGAUGAUGUUAAAGGAAUUGGAAAUUUACGAACAUGGAAUUACAAGUCGGAAACAAAUUACUUCCAAGGAGAAUGUAGGAAACUUUCGGGAUCUUCCGGUGACUUCUUUCCACCUUUUAUUACUCAAAAUCAGACAAUGGAACUGUUCUCACCUGAAAUGUGUCGAAGUGUUUUGAUGGAGUUUGAAGAAGAACAAAUAAUUAAAGAUGUGAAAACAUUAAAGUUUAGUGGCGGUGAUCGGGCUGUUGAUAAUGGAACUUUAUAUCCUGAAAAUGAAUGUUACUGCGGGGGUGAAUGUGUCCCUUCAGGAGUUUUUAAUAUUUCUGCAUGUCGUUAUGGAACGCCAGUGUUUAUGUCAUUCCCUCAUUUCUACAAUGCUGACCCAUUUUAUCAUGAUCAAAUUGAAGGUAUGAAACCUGAAAAAGACAAACAUCAGUUCUUCAUGUCAUUUGAACCUAAAACAGCAAUUCCACUAGAAGUAGCAGCAAGAUUUCAGAUAAAUAUUCUUGUUGAACCAAUUCCAACUAUAACAAUUUAUCAGAGGGUUCAGAAGAAAUUUAUGCCAAUUUUGUGGUUCGAGCAGCACGUGAAAAUGAGUGACGACAUUGCAUCUGAAGUGAGAAUGAUUUUGAAUUUACCACAAGUUGGACAAGUGAUGGGAUUUGUCUUAAUCUUUGUGGGAAUCAUUCAGAUCGUAUUCUUGCCUAUUAAAGAUUACUUCACUCGCAAGUGCUACAAGAAGCAUAGCAAAGUAAGAGAUUUAGAUAAAAGUAUCAAAGAUGAUUCACUUGACAUCAGUGGAGUACCAGAAAUUUCACCACUGAUAACUGAAAAGUUCGUGAGCAAUGGAAUUUCACUUCUCGGAAAAUGUGAGAAAACUACGACAAGAUCAUAGAAUUUAAGCAGAGAUGAAAUUUUAUUUCUGUUAUUUUUAAUUAAUUUUAAUUUCAUUCCAAUUGUGCCAAAAAUUUUCAUGAUAGAUAAGAUAAUAAAACUGACAUUCUUUUAACUUAAAAUUUCUUCGUUUUAACUUGGAAGUUAUUUUCAAAGUUUACAGAAUUUCCUUCAUGUA